Messenger RNA from Leptidea sinapis, 4857 nucleotides. RefSeq lists its product as uncharacterized. The coding region runs from base 455 to 2734 and encodes 759 amino acids. The transcript is spliced from 11 exons. Gene Ontology annotation, molecular function: metallocarboxypeptidase activity; zinc ion binding. Gene Ontology annotation, biological process: proteolysis. Lineage: Eukaryota; Metazoa; Arthropoda; Insecta; Lepidoptera; Pieridae. The record is from RefSeq and is a predicted model, not a curated record. Gene Ontology annotation, cellular component: membrane.
GAUCGUUGUGUACAGUGUACACUGCAGACGUUAAUCGCCCAUCAUCGUACCAUUGUCGCUCGGUAGAUCCGCACUAGUAUACCGCAACACUUCUUCACUUGCGCAUGCGUUCGCGUCAUUUCAUUCAAGUGAUACAGCGAUAAUGAAAAUAAUUUUCGAGAGUUAAUGAACCUUGUCGAAAGUUUUCGCGUUGUGUCAAAUAUCGUUCUCAAUACAGUGGUAAUUAAGACUCUUUUCAUUCAUUGGAAAGUUGUCGCAGAUAUUUAAGCAACAGUGUUAAUUAUUUUGUAUACUUUUAAUUUUAUGGUUUUUAGUUAACGAAAGUGAAUUCCAUGAACCAAGAGAGUCGAAAGAAAAUCCACUACAUGGAAACUCGAAUGACAGAUUUUCCUACAUGACUUAGGCAAACAAGCGACUCAUCAGCGUAUUAUACAGCGUGUUAUAAAUAAUUAUAAUGCAGAUAAUCCGAUCGUUCUUCAAAAGAAUUCUCGAUGAUCUGAAGCAAAAGAAACUGAUCCCCCUCAAGAUAUUAUGCUUCGUUCACGCUUCCACACAGCUCGUGCUGUAUCCGUACUUGACAAUACACAUGAGGGAGCUCGGGAUCAACGUGGAGGAGACAGCCGUUAUGUCGUCGCUGACUCCGCUCUUUCUGAUCUUAAUCCCACCACUUGCCGGCCUCUUCGCUGACAAAAUUGGGAAUUUCAGGGUACUCCUGGCGGUGACGUCAUGUUUUGGUGGUUUGUCGGCGCUGCUGUUGCUGCUAGUACCUGUCGGCAGGAUCACUGUGACGUAUCCACCUGACGCCACGCUGAUCACCUCCUGCGACGGCUCAGUAUUACGACUGCAGCACGUCAGCCAAUAUCCCUGCUACCCUCGCAGGCCGAACGCACAGGACACUGAUUUGACCAUCGCAACUUGCGGGUUCCUUUGUGACACGCCAAGUGGCUUCACAUCUGACAAACUAAACGCAGUACUUAUGUCGGAGAUAUACGAUAUAAAUCUACAAUCCAAAACUAAAUCGAACAGACUUAUAUAUCGGAACGUCUACAACUCUCUACUGGCACCGAAUGAAAAAAAAUAUCGAGCGAACUCCCGGAUUUUAAAACGAGACCCUGACUUCAAUACGACUAUAACAAAAGUAUCUAGCAAUCAAAUAUUCUUCCCGGCGCCACAGUUGUACAAAAUGCAGUGUUCGUAUGAAGGAAGUAAUGCAACUUGCAUGUUGGGAAUGUCGCAGUUAAGUGCGGAUUUGGAGGACGACAUACAAGAUAAAUAUCGUGUUAAAAUAUCACACGAAGUACAGGAGGACGUGACGAAAAUGAGAGAUUAUUGGAUCAACACGAUAUUGAAGUUGAAUAGCACUGUGUACUAUAAAAACUUUAGUGACGACGAUACGACUACGUGUGUUGACAAGUUUACUCAAACACAGGAUGAUGAAUCGAUCUGGGUACAAGUUGGCAAUAAACGGCUGAGCAAGUGUGUGUCGGCGUGUGCUGCCACUGCACCCAGGAGGAAUCUCUGUGACAACCUGCAGGAGAGAGUUGACCUGGACCCUGUACUCACCUUCUGGACAUACAUGGCGGUACGUGUAUUUAUUGGGAUCAUCGGUGGGACGUCUUUCGCCAUGUUCGAAGGAGCUGUGAUCGCAAUCAUAAGGGAACAGCGCGCCGACUAUGGCCUGCAGAAAGUGUACGGAAGCUUUGGAGGGAUCAUAUCUUCUCCGCUGUCUGGAAUGCUGAUUGACUACGCAAGUAAAGGAAAAGGCUACACAGACUUUAGGCCAGCAUUCUACAUGUAUGCAAUCCUAAAGGUGUUGUCAGCUGGACUGAUGUUGAGUUUGGAUCUCGAGUUCAAGAAACCCGCAAAAACUCUCGUGAAGGAUGUUAUGACAGUUUUUAAGAAUUUCGAGAUCGUCGCUCUUCUAAUUGCUUGCGUUGUCAUGGGUACAGCCUGGGGAUACCUAGAGAGCUUUCUCUUCUGGUUCCUUCAGGAUCUAGGUGCCUCCCAAUCUCUGAUGGGCAUCACGAUCACUGUGGGAGGCAUUGCUGGUCUUCCUCUCCUUGUUCUUUCUGGACCAAUCAUUAAGAGAAUUGGACAUUCAAAUGUCUUGUUUAUUGGUUUUGUGUUCUACGCUAUUAGGUUAUUUGGUUAUUCGUUCAUCUACAAUCCUUGGUUGAGUUUGAUAUUCGAGGCGAUGGAGUCGGUGACGCUCUCGCUGUCGUUCACCGCAGCCGUCACAUACGCGGCACUUCUCUCCUCCACCACUACGGAUACCUCCGUACAAGGAUUGCUCGGUGGACUAUACUAUGGCGUUGGCAAAGGCGCGGGAAGUUUGACAGGAGGAUAUCUCAUGAAAUAUAUCGGAACUCGACCCACGUAUAGAGUUUUCGCUGGCGCAACUCUUGUAACUGGCUGCAUUUAUUGUAUAUUUAAUAGAUUCUGCAUUCGAAAAAGAGUUAUAGCACGAGAGAAUGACUUCUAUAAGAAAAAGCAAAACUCUCUAGACCUAGAGUGCCAAGAGACCGCAUGUAAUAAGAAAACUAUAACGGCAGGAGAUAAAGCUGAUGAUUCUAAAUCUGAUGUUGUAAUACCGAAGAUCUGCUUAAACUUGACACCAGACUCCGGUGGUAUAGAUGGUAAUAGCGAUUCAGGAGUAGAUAAUCCGUCAUAUGUUGAUAAUGAAACGUCGUCUGUUAACAGUGCAAGAAAGGAUGAUAAAAAUAGUAAUGUUUGAUAGGUCUAAUUAUACAGAGUAGGACUGAAUUGUGAGAUUUCUCGCAACUAAUAUAAUAUAACACUUUUUGAAGUAAUACUUCUAUAGGCGCGUUAUUAAAAAAUGAUGAGAGUGAAAUUUUAGGAUGCGUGCACAUCACUGUAGCACAACAGUAAAAGGUUGAAGUUGGUUCAAGGCAAGGGGUUCAAACUCAUUAUUUAAUAAUUAAUUGUCAAAGCCAUCUUCCCAAGAUUAAUACAAAAUUGUUAAAAACGUAGAAUAGCACGAGGAAUAAAUCAUUUUAAUGAUAAAAAUCAUUCAAAAGCUUCGUUAGGCCGAAGAAGUAUAAGUUCUUGCGUGCAUACAUAAGUCCACACACACUUUUUUUCAUUGAAAACUGAUUGAAAAUUGUCUUCAGAGGACUAAGAACCCAGGAGACAAAUAUAAUUAUAUCCGUCCAGUUGGAAUUCUAUAUGAACUAGACUCAGGCUUUGGUGGAGACCAAAACACAAGAUGGUUUCUAUAUGGUUGUCUAUCGGUAUGUUAGAUUGAAAAAGGCCACGGUUUCUUGUCUUCGAAAAUCUUACGCCCUUACAAAUAAACUUGGUAUAAUGAUAUAACGCAGAAUAAACCAAGAAUAUGCAAAAUGUUGACUAUAUCGUUGACAACGCUGUCAAUACAAUGAUAGUUUUGAUGUUUUCCGAAUGUCAAGCAGCCUUGCAAAUAAACGCGGGAAACGUGUAAGCCAAUCAUAGAGAAAAUGUUUAUUUAUAAACGUUUUGCAUAUUCCUUGUUUAUUCUCAGUUAUAACUUUAUACCAAGUUUAUUAAAGUGAAACUUUUAUUACAUAGUCUCAAAUUUUUUCGUUUGUGUGUUGCAUGUCGCGUUAUGGUCGGUCGGCGCCUAUAGUUCCCAGCAGCUGACCGUGUAGUGUAUAGACUAUUUUAUACUCAUUUGUGCCAGUACUCCACGCAAUUUUGUUUGUUUUUAAUAUUUCCCAUUAUCAUUCCAAUUUAACAAGUAUUAAAUUAAGAUAGAUAAAGCGAUUUUUAUACCCUUAACGGAAUAUUAUUCUAAAAAUUUUUAGUUACGUCUAUAAUGUGAAAAAAGUUUCACUUUUACUGUGGUUUCAUAAAACCACACAAUCUUUUUUUGUAAGGCCUUUAGUAUUUUGUAACCUAGAAGGAUUCAAUGCAAGCAAGUCAUCGACACUAUAGUUCAUAACAGCCCUGCUUGAGGCCGCAGUAUGUAUUGUAUAUUCUCGUCACUUUAGAUCAUUUAUACUUCUAGAUAGACUGUUACAGCUGUGAAAACUUAGAAAAAAAUUGAGGUUGACAGUCAACCUCUAUUUUGAGAAAUGCACGUACACUAACACAAAGUGGCAUAGGUACAAAUCGCGAGUGUAAGACGUAGCUUGUGACGCACACUAAACUAGUCUAGACGUAUUAAUUAUCUAAGCUCGUAACUUUUUGCUGUCCUAUCACUUACAAGUAUUUUGUUUCUUUAUGAGAAUAAGGGACGAGACGAGCAGGACGUUCAACUGAUGGUAAUUGAUACGCCCUGCCCGCAGUGCCGCUCAGGAUUCUUAGAAAACUCAUGAAUUCUGAGCGGCACUACAACUGCGCUCGUCACCUUGAGACAUAAGAUUUUAAGUCUCAUUUGCCCAGUAAUUUCACUAGCUACGGCGCCCUUCAGACCUAAACACAAUAAUGCUUUCACAUUACUGCUUCACGGCAGAAAUAGGCGCCGUUGUGGUACCCUUAACCUAGCCAGCAUCAUGUACAAAGGAGCCACUGGUACAUUUUAUUUCACUACUUACGCACUCAAAUCGAAUCCAUUAAAAAAACAACAACUCUAAUAUACAUUUUCCCAUUUCGAACACCUGUUCACCAUUAACCAAUCAAGUCUCCAUAUAAAUCAGCUGAAUAGGGUUUCUGCAGCAAACCAGAACAGAUAGUUAAGUCAGCUCUACAAUCUGAAUAAAUAUUAAAAUGUUCCAUUUAUUUAUGUGUGGCUAACUACUGGUUAAUCGAAAUUUUGUAUAGUUAUGUGCCAGGCUGUAACUGUAAAAUAUAUUGGAUACAUUUGAAUAUAAAUUGUAAAUAGUUAAAAUAAAAUCAGUAAUAUAUUAUAUUUAAACACUA